AUGGCAGGCCUCGACACGCUUACCGUCUUUAACAAGACGAUCGACAACGUGGGUUUCAUCGUCGGGGACAAUUGCGCCACCAACAAAGCCGUUGCCGACCAUCUCCACAUCCCCCUGGUUGGCUGCGCAUCCCACCGCCUGAACCUUGCUGUCCAAGCGUACCUCCAGCAGCACGAGCACCUUAUCCAGACGAUCCACGUGCUCAUGGUGCGCCUCAAGACAAACAAAAACCGCGGCUACCUGCGCCAGCAUACGCACUUGGCACCGAAGGUCCAGAACGCCACGCGCUGGACUUCGACGUUUACAAUGCUCGAGCGCUUCAUGGCGAUCAAGGACCACCUUCCGUUCCUACGCGACGUCGUCGACCUCAUCCCGUCGCCGGGCGCCGUCGUUAAGGUCGAGCAACUCAUCAUCGCCUGCAAUGAGUUUCAUGGUUACACUCUCGCGCUUCAAAAAGACGACAUCAACCUUCUUGAAGUGCGACAACUUUUCGACGAACUCAUCAAACGCUACCCCGUGAUGGCUCGGGAACUGGCUGCGAACGCUGCGAUCGUCAAAAGCCCGGUUUUCGAAGCCGCUGUCGUCAAGGUCUUAGGAAAGAAGGAGUCUCUGAUGACGGAUGAAGAAUGCGAUGCCCUCGAAAUGUUCAAGCUCCCGGUCAGCUGCAGUGCGCCGCAGCCCGUCGACACGACCCCUGUCGACCCAAGAAUGCUAGCAUUCCAUGUGCUCAGCAACAAGCGCAAGAGAUCCGAAGAAUCCGCCGGAUCCUCGUACUCCAACCUCCAGUACAUCAUCCCCACGUCCAACGUCGUGGAGCGCCUGUUCUCCAAAGCUAAGCUCGUCUACUCUGAUCGCAGACAGCGCAUGCUUCCCAUCACGCUUGAGGCCAUCAUGUUCCUAGCCACGAACAGAAACUUCUGGGACGAGGCAAUGGUCGAGGACGUGCUACGCAGCACGCCUAUCCCGGAUGUCAUCUCCAACACCGUCCAAACCGUCCUCCACGACUAG
Messenger RNA from Saprolegnia diclina VS20, 1008 nucleotides. RefSeq lists its product as hypothetical. Bases 1 to 1008 code for a protein of 335 amino acids. The transcript is spliced from 2 exons. NCBI's taxonomy places the organism in Eukaryota, Oomycota, Saprolegniomycetes, Saprolegniales, Saprolegniaceae. The record is from RefSeq and is a predicted model, not a curated record.